Debaryomyces hansenii CBS767 is the source of this 1215-nucleotide messenger RNA. RefSeq lists its product as uncharacterized. Gene Ontology annotation, cellular component: nucleolus. NCBI's taxonomy places the organism in Eukaryota, Fungi, Ascomycota, Pichiomycetes, Serinales, Debaryomycetaceae. Gene Ontology annotation, biological process: ribosomal large subunit assembly; rRNA processing. Bases 1 to 1215 code for a protein of 404 amino acids. Gene Ontology annotation, molecular function: 5S rRNA binding. The transcript has a single exon. The record is from RefSeq and is a predicted model, not a curated record.
AUGAAAAAUAAAGAUAACGAGGUAAAUAUGGAACAAAAUAAACCUAAAACUACUCAGCAACGGUCAAGAAAGGGCAAGAAGUCGUGGAGGAAAAAUAUCGAUAUAGAUGAUGUGGAAAAAGGAUUAGAAGAAGCAAACAAUAGACAAAGACUUCUUGGAGAUGAUAAUGAUGAUUUUAUAAUAGAUACGGAAGGAGAUGUGUCAAUAGGAGGUAAAUCAGGGAAAAAAUUAAAGAGUACUGAGAUCUUAUCAAAUAAAUCCAAGGUUAAGCCUUUAGCUGUCGAGAGAAACAACAAGAAAAUCCAAGGUGUUAACAAGCAUGAAGUACACAGGUUGAUGAAGUUAUCAGGGAAGGUGAAUGGGGAAUCCAAGUUGAAGACGAGGGUUGACAAAGAUGGGUUGUUUAGAGCAAAGAACGAAGAUCUUUGGGGUGAAGAACCUGUUGAUAAUACACCAGAAAUCUUACUUACGAAGUCCUCGAGUGGACUUACCAAGGCCAAGUACGCACCGAAGACCAUGAAGACAGACGCGAUUAGGUUGAGCGAACAAGAGAAGCAGGUCGAUGCUGGAAAAUCGUAUAAUCCAUCUUUGGCUUCAUGGAAAGCGUUGAUAAAUAAAGAAUAUACUACUGAAAAUGAGAAGGAAUUGAAACGUCAAGAACUUCUUGAUCAUCAACAGCGUAUCAAGUACUUGAUUGCCAACUUGGAUGAAAACGAAGAAGAAUCUUCUGGAGACGAGCAAAUUGAUGAAGUAGAAGAGGAAGGUGAACAAGAUUUUAAGUUAUCGAUAAAUAAGCCAACACAAGUGAAGAUCAAGACGAAGUCCAAGAGAAACAGAGAAGCAAAGCAUAAGCAAAGAACGGAAUUAGAACAAAAAUUGAAGGAAUUAAAGAAUCAAAUUAAUGAAUUAGCGAAAUUAGAUGAGUAUAAUGAAUUAGCAGCAGCAAAGCAAGAAGCAAAAGAAAGUACAACGUCGAAAUCAAAGAAAACAAAGAAAUUAUUCAAGUAUGAUUCCAUAACCAGACCAUUAGAAGUUAAAUUAUCGGAUGAACUUAACAAUAAUUUAAAGAAUUUGAAGCCCGAAGGUAACUUAUUUUAUGAUUCCAUGAUUAACUUACAAGAAAACGGUUUAAUUGAAACUAGAGUUCCAGUAGCCAAGAGAAGAAGAUACACACCAAAGAUUACUGAAAAAUGGACCUAUAAAGAUUUCAAAUAG